AUGGCCAAGGCAGCUUCUUCACUUGCUCUCCCCAUAAUCUUCCUUGUUUUGUUUUCCUUAGGUGAACAGAAUAUGGGAUGGAAAGUGUGCGACCUAUUGAUUGGACCAUGCGCUAAAUUUCCAGAUUGUGAUAACUCUUGCCGAGAUAAACUUGGACCAGACUCAAAUGGCUUUUGCGACAUAAAAGCCAAAAAUUAUUGUCAUUGCAAAUAUGAUUGUUUGAACGAUAAAACUCCUGUAUGA
Eruca vesicaria subsp. sativa (arugula) is the source of this 243-nucleotide messenger RNA. Lineage: Eukaryota; Viridiplantae; Streptophyta; Magnoliopsida; Brassicales; Brassicaceae. The record is from the annotation of a GenBank genome assembly.